Messenger RNA from Carassius auratus (goldfish), 3170 nucleotides. Its product is annotated as coiled-coil domain-containing protein 73-like. The record is from RefSeq and is a predicted model, not a curated record. The transcript has 18 exons. NCBI's taxonomy places the organism in Eukaryota, Metazoa, Chordata, Actinopteri, Cypriniformes, Cyprinidae. Bases 1 to 3009 code for a protein of 1002 amino acids.
AUGGAGUCGAGUGUGGAGUUCUCCUUGAUGGAAGAUAAAGGUGCCCUCAGCCAACCGAAGACCCCAAACAUCGCUGUAGAGAAUGACGGGCGUACCAUCUCACUGCAAGUACUGGAAUUGAAAACAAGUCUCCUGGAGGCGGUCGAAGAGCUGCAUAUUCACAGGGAUGCUGAAACAAGAUAUGAGGAGCAGAUGUGUAAACUUGUGCUGGAGAAGCAGGAGUUGGAAUGGAAAAAGGAGUCUUUACAAAGUCAGAUUUCUAGAAUGUCGAACGAAAAUUCAGAGUCACUUGCCGCUUUAAGAAAGCAGUUUCAGGCCCAAAUCCGGAAAAUUGAGGGAGAAAAGGGUAAAACCCAGCUGGCUGCGGAGCUGAAAGACAAAGAGAUCAUCAGCCUCAAAGAAGAACUAAAACAGCUGCAGUUGCUCAGGUACAGUUCGGAGAAGAAAUUAGGCGAGCUGGAGCAAAAGUUGCAGCUGCAGACACAAACGAAAGACAGCCACCUGAACCAGCUGGGAGAAGUGGAGAGGCGUUUCGCCGCCAUCUCCAGACAGUGUGCCAUGGUCAAACAGGCCCAUGACAAACUCGAGCAAAAUGUUGAAGAGGCCAUGCGAAUGAAUAAAAAGCUCACAUCCAUCAAUGAAAAACAAGAAUCUUCGAUUAAAGCCUUGAAAGAGGAUUUGGAGAGCAUCAACAAAGAGCUGGUCACAUUAAGAGUGUCGUCUGUCUGCAAACCUGGAGAGGAACGUUUACAGAAUGUUCUAAAAGAGCAAGAGUUUCAACUGCUUCGGCAGCAACUCCUUGUGGAAACAGAAAUUAACAAAAAACUGAGAAAUGAAAUGGCCACAGAAAGGGCAGAGAAGCAGGAGGUAUUAAGAUCCUUCCACCAGAAUCAGAGUUUGCUGCAGAGACAGACAGAAGCUCUGAGUCGAGUAGAGCAGGAGCUUCGCAAACUCCUUGAGGAGUAUCAGGUCCUUAAAACAGAACAUGAAUUGAACCAAGAGAGGACUAAAGAAAAAGACAACAGCUUUGCUCACUUGAGAGAUGAAUACCAAAAUUCUAAACUUGCUUGGGAAAACGAGAUUCUUAGGAUGCAAAUGUCAACGGAGUCUGGUCAAGAAGAGCUGCAAGCCGUAAAAGAGGCAUUUAAUCAACUUCAAGAAGAGCACAAACAGCUGUCUAUUUCUGACGUUCAUAAAGCCAAAGAAAUUCAUAGCUCUGAGGUUCCCAUAAAAGAUCAAGAUAAUGAUCUUUGUACAACAUCUAAUAAGGUUAACCUUGUGAAGGUGAGCAGUCUCCAUGAAGAUCUUGAGGAGAGUCUUAUUAGUCCUCAUGAUAGCCAUGAACCAAUGUUUCACCCUGAUAAAGGCAUUCCAGAUGAAAGCAUCAAGUUUCAAAAGGCUAGAAAAGAUGGCAGCUCUCAGAACAACAACAAGGAACUUGACAUUCCAAUGCAGGCAGAUAGAACAGUACUUGCAGUCUCAUUAUCGGUUUCAACUGAUAACAUCUCAAGACCUGAGAAUCUCAAUCCCAUGAUGAAGCAUCUGUCAAAGCAGUGUGAUGAAACAAAAACUGGUGUCAGUGAAAGUGAGCCAGUCUGCAACGCAGAUGAUAAAGGAUGCCCCUCAAACCUAGUCCAAAAUGACACAGACAGUCGUCUUACUAAGCUAUCAGGGCCUGAAACCAGGUCUGUUUAUGGUGUAGACGGCAACCCUUUGACUUUGGAACCGAAAGAUAGACCGCUGGAGCAGAAUCUGUGUAUUUCUGAAGUGACUGAGUCCCAGACAUCAGAUAAACACAUGGACAGCCAGGGAUAUGCUACAUCUCAGUCCGAAGAAGUCAAAGACCACCAGAAUGGCGCACCUGAAUUUCUCAACAAAUGUUCACAAAAGGAAAGUCAAACAACUGCUGAGAGACUUCCAGAAGACAAAACCGCAAACUCAAAUCCACAAGACACAGUUGUUUUUAGUGACAGAAUUACCAUUACAGAAGGAAUGAUUGACACCCAACCAAGCCCAUGCCACCUAACCAUUCAUGAGGAGCCUGAAAGCUACUUUGAUACUGGGAGUGCCACAAUAACUUCAGAUACACUUCUUCAUGAGUCCAAAGAUCGGUUCUCUCCACCUGAAUUGAUUCGUGAACAUUCACAAAUACAGGUAUCCCAAGUGGGCGGCUCAACUGAAAUAAGCUUCUACAAUGUGGUCAACAAACUGGAAUCUAAAGAGUUGCUUUUUAUUGAUCAGACCACUUCAGUGACUGGAGUUGACACAGUAGAGGACAUAUCAGAAAAUAACGAUCAAAACAAUGAUUCAGAACCAUUGAGAUCUCAACAGAUUGAAAUGGGCGUUUCUAAAUGUACUGAAGAAGCCAAGAUCACAAACCCAGAACAAGAUCCUUCUUCUCCUGGUUCUACAAUACCAAAUGACCAAUCAGAUGUUGACCAGAAGAGCAUUCCAGUGCUAGAUACUUUAAACCAUCCUGGAAAUAGAAGAUAUCAGUCGUCCUUUGCAUGGGACACAUUUAUGAAAGGGAAAAAGAUGCCACAUCCAACACCAUUAAAAACUGAGCUGUGGUCCUCUGGAUUUCAUGAGCUUGUUUCUCCAUUUUGUGAUCCCAUAUUUAUGAAGAAUAAGUUGCCAAAAACAGCCAUGAUGAAGACUCCUGACAGACCGGAAACCCCAAGCAAGCGUCAAGGAGAGUGGAAUGCUAUCAAGCAGUCUUUUUCUGAAAUGUUAUCAGAGAAAGAGAAUCAAGUUCUUAUCCCCUACAGCUCGACUCUGAGUGGCAGUCCAACCUCUUCUUCUGUGGGUAAUGGGCUGCGACAAAACUCCACUCCUACCGUUCCUCCUCCCAAACUCCAGAGCAUGGAGAAACCGAACCGGCCUAUGGCAUCUAAUUCUGAAGGAAAAGAAGAACGAAAACAAUCUGAUAUAAUGACCCAAAUUGCAAAAAUUGAGGAAUUUAUGUCAGCUGAAGGUUUAAUGCCUCCAAAAAGACUCAAAACUGAUUGAUAUGUGCUAGAAAUGCAUGCGUUCGUAAGUCGUUGCAGAGUUGAAAAUGUUUUUGCUUAGGUAUGUUUCUAACCCUCCUUGUGAGUAGACAGUGAAUAUGAUAUUUGUGUUAUUUGCUUACUACAUUUCCAAAUAAUUUCGCUAAAUAAAUGUUAAAUAUU